Molecule: messenger RNA, 3993 nt
Organism: Lineus longissimus
Lineage: Eukaryota; Metazoa; Nemertea; Pilidiophora; Heteronemertea; Lineidae
Product: gamma-aminobutyric acid receptor subunit alpha-5-like
Exons: 11
Coding region: 193-1659 (488 amino acids)
Biological process (GO): regulation of membrane potential; chloride transmembrane transport; signal transduction
Cellular component (GO): neuron projection; synapse; plasma membrane
Molecular function (GO): neurotransmitter receptor activity; extracellular ligand-gated monoatomic ion channel activity; GABA-A receptor activity
Source: RefSeq, a predicted model, not a curated record
CCGGGUGACAAUCACCUUGAGGGUCGGCUAUGCAAUGGACAUAAGUACGAAGAAGACAUUGAUGCCCGUUUUCAGUUGGUGUUUGGUUACAUGACGCGCGGACGCUGGAGUAUUUUCAUGGAUUAGCUGAUUUCUCUCGGAUUUAUUUGUGUCACGGAUAAAGUUGUUGUGUAGGAGUGGAAGUUACAAACAAUGUUCCCGGGUGUCAGGAUAUGGAUUAAUGUUAUUUCAGGGAUAUAUGCUCUGCUCCUCAUCAUGGAUAUAAGACUAGUCACGUGUGCCUACAGAAACAUCAGCCGAACCAAGCCAGACAAAGACUCAGUGAUUCAAAACAUCUCCAAGAUUUUAGACACGUUAUUAGACGGUUAUGAUCAGAUGCUCAGACCUGGAUUCGGAGGUGCUCCAACUGUGAUAAAGACGGACAUCAAUAUACGAAGUAUGGGUCCAAUAGACGAGGUAGAUGUGGCUUACUCGAUGGAUUGUUACUUUCGUCAAUAUUGGACGGACAAGAGGCUGCGAUUCAAAGGCCCUAAAAGGUCUCUUCCUGUUCAUAUCAGCAUCCUGAAGAGGAUUUGGAAACCUGACACAUUCUUCCAAAAUGGCCGCGGCUCUUACCUUCAUAUGAUAACAACACCUAAUAAGUUGUUACGGAUCAAUGAAGAUGGCCAAAUUUUAUACUCAAUGAGACUGACAAUCAAAGCCAGCUGUCCUAUGUAUUUGGAGUAUUUUCCAAUAGAUAACCAGGUCUGUCCGCUUAUAUUUGGUAGCUAUGCAUAUAAUAGAAAUGAUGUUGUGUAUGAAUGGAGACAUUCCAAUCGGAGUUCCGUCGAAAUUUCAAGGGACAUGCGUUUGUCACAGUUUGAUCUCACAGACUAUCCUCAGCAGAACUUCACCAUAGUCACAGAAAAAGGUGAAUACUCGAUAAUGCGAGUGCAGUUCAAGCUGACCAGACACAUGGGCUACUUCCUCAUCCAAGUGUACGUGCCUUGUAUCCUCAUCGUGGUGCUGUCAUGGGUGUCUUUCUGGCUGAACAGGGAGGCGACCGCUGACAGGAUCGGACUGGGGAUCACCACUGUGCUCACCCUGACCACGCUUCAGAUGGACAGCAGACAAAAUCUACCCAAAGUAGCUUACGCCACAGCGCUUGAUUGGUUCGUGGUCAUGUGUUUCGUCUUCAUUAUUGCAUCCAUGUUUGAGUUUGCCGGUGUCCACUACUUUACUAAGGUUGGCUAUGGUGAGAUGCCCCAUUGUGUGUCAGACUCGGAGGACAGCGAGGAAGAAGAGGAGGCCGAGGUUCUCUGUAAUCAGAACUCCAUGCACUACUACCACGGUCACAAUCACACUUCCAACAACUACUCGGAACAAAAGAAGUUCAAAAACAAUACAAACGCUGAAACUGAACAAAUACAUUUCAGACAAAAACGCUCAGUGUGGUACGACUUAUUUCACUGCCUUCAAGGCAAUCAGAAAUAUCGGAAUUUGAUAAUCAAAUCGCGGCGACGGCAAGGUGUCGUGAACAGUGUGAGCUUGAUAGACCGGGUUUCUCGGGUUCUCUUCCCGCUGGCAUUCGGUGCCUUGAAUGUGGCUUACUGGGUUGCCUACACCAAGUCGGACCCGCGCAUCGAAGGUGGAGCGACUGAUCUUCACUUUAUGCAAUGACGAAGUGCCGACGUUUCUUACCCUUGGGACAAUGGGAUGAUCAUCAUGUGUGCAGGCCUCGUGGCGGCUGUUGGACUCGUGUUUUGGCUGAUUCUUCUGGUGGACACCGGGAAACGCCGAUGAGAUAACCGAAUAGAGCAAUAUCAGAACGCCACCAAACACAAAGUACGGAACUGAAAUAUUGAGAGAGUAAACCCAGUAGGCCUAUAAACUCUGUCAUUCUUUGUACUAACCGAACACAACCACUGGUUUGCAUGGUGUCCGCGCUACUCAUCUCGUAUAUUUGAAUGAUUCUUCUGCAAAGACAGCAGGAAACGCCACUGCGAUGAUUCGAGUCUUAGGAGUAGUGGUGCCAGAACGAUACACAGCGAACAUUACAAAGAUCAGGGCAAAUCGGGAGGUAAUCUAUAGGAUUUCUUGUCAAUGCCAAGUGGAAUCUGCUCCACUGCUUGGAAUGUUGGAUGGUCGCGGGAACAGCCAUGUUCAUUGCCUCCUCAGAAGACAACAUAUAUGUGUAGCACGCUAUCAACAUUUUUGCAUCUUUCAUUGGUAGGCCUGUGGCAAGCUAAAAGAGGUAGAGCCUCUGUGCCGAGGAUGUCAGAGCCACCAGAGCAACAGCCACUAAUAACGCCAUCUCACACGGAUGAACUGCACGGGAUACCGGUACAAGGUUGCCAAUGCAAUUACCACCUCCUUUUACUCAAAAGGCAAAUGCAUUUCUGGUGGUUUCCCUCACUUGAUAUAAAGGUGGCUUGCAGGAGGAUAUUCUCAUAAUGUUCAGAGCAGUUCAGUCAUAAAGGCACAAUGCAGACGUUAGAAAGUUGACGCUACUUAACACAGCGGAUGUGAGCAGGUUUUUCAAAUGUGUUUAUUGAUUGACAGCAGCCUGGCAUGCUGUAGGCAGACUAAGCUCAUGAUAAUGUAAAAUAUCAUGACGUUGUUGCUUCUUUGGUGAAGGAUGUUGGACGGUCAUUGCGCGUAGUAUGUCCUUAGAAAUUGAAAGAAGGAUCAAAUGUUCCCCGGUCACAGGAAGAGACCUUGAUGCCAUAGGACUCGAAAUGGCCACUGAUUGUUGGCCACACAAUUGGUGAGACCAGCUGGUUUCAAGGAUAGUGGCAUUUAGUUAUUGCCAGUGCGUGUCUUGCCUCCAUUUCGGAUAGAGAGAACUCGGCCAAAGUAUGCGCCUAGCGAACUCUCCUUUUCUAAUAAUGGUGUUUUAACUCGGGGAUAUAACAGUCUUGCCAACUUCCAACUAAUAAAUGCAAUUUUGUGCAUUUAAUUGUGUGUAAACCUAUUGUAGACAGUGAUGGUUAUGAUGUACAUGGGAUGUAUAUACUGUAGAAUACUUGUGUGCAGACUGACUUUCAUUAGGUCUUUUUGAACAUUGCAUCGCUAUGAUAUUACGACAGCAUAAUCAUUCCAGCUAGACAAGUUUGGAAUGUGUUCUUCCAUACAGUGUUAAUGGACAACAGCUGAAUCAUUUAGAUGCAUUACUUUGUUAGUGUUUGACUCGAAGACUAUUCAGUUGUUAUAGGCUGCGUCUGUGCAGUAACAGUACUGCAAUCUAGAGCAGGAAGACUCGAAUCUAUUCAGUUGUUAUAGGCUGCGUCUGUGCAGUGACCAGUACUGCAAUCUAGAGCAGGAAGACUCGACGACUAUUCAGUUGUUAUAGGCUGCGUCUGUGCAGUAACAGUACUGCAAUCUAGAGCAGGAAGACUCGAAUCUAUUCAGUUGUUAUAGGCUGCGUCUGUGCAGUAACAGUACUGCAAUCUAGAGCAGGAAGACUCGAAGACUAUUCAGUUGUUAUAGGCUGCGUCUGUGCAGUAACAGUACUGCAAUCUAGAGCAGGAAGACUCGAAUCUAUUCAGUUGUUAUAGGCUGCGUCUGUGCAGUAACAGUACUGCAAUCUAGAGCAGGAAGACUCGAAGACUAUUCAGUUGUUAUAGGCUGCGUCUCAUUUUCUCGACAAAUCUGCCUUUAAUUAUAUCACCGAUACGAAAGGUCCGUUAUUCGUGCUGUGCAGGUCAUGGCCAACAAAAGGUUUACUAUCAGGGGCCAAGAGUCCAAUCGGUGGUCAACAGAUGACUGACAUGAAUGAUAAGCACAGGUUAAGUUCGAAUGGGCCUGCAUGGUUUGAUUGAAAGUUCCCAUUGACCUUGAUAGUAGACUUCCAUACAUAUCAACAACAUCAUAAAGUGAACACCUGGUUUCUGCCUUAAGUCUCUUUUGAAGUCAAUCUCUCUACAUGCAAGUACAAAAUGUAUAGUUUCAGUUUUUCAUCGAGAUUUUUACGAAUAAACCAUGUGUGAUUUUCGAAAAACGGCUGUUCUUUCU